Tripterygium wilfordii is the source of this 1574-nucleotide messenger RNA. Its product is annotated as probable lactoylglutathione lyase, chloroplastic. Gene Ontology annotation, molecular function: metal ion binding; lactoylglutathione lyase activity. The record is from RefSeq and is a predicted model, not a curated record. The coding region runs from base 85 to 1161 and encodes 358 amino acids. Lineage: Eukaryota; Viridiplantae; Streptophyta; Magnoliopsida; Celastrales; Celastraceae. The transcript is spliced from 9 exons. Gene Ontology annotation, cellular component: cytoplasm.
CUUAUCAGUUAUCACCACCUCCUCUCUCUCUCUCUCUCUCUCUCUCACAAACAGACGGACAACAUAAAGGCCGCGGAUAGGCAGAUGGUGAGGAUACUGCAUAUGGCGUCUCCAAUUCUGCCUUCUCUCUCGACGUUCAGGUUCGCCGGUAGCUCUCGCUACGGUGUUUCUCUGUCUUCUUACAAUCCUUCACGACGAUUCGCCUAUCUUGGCAGUGCCAUUUCACAGUCACAUGUAUUUGGCUUGAAAGCUUCCAAGCUGUUGAGAGGUGAGGGUACAAGCAUUGGGGUGGUUGCUAAAAAUAUAGUACAAGCAAGCACAUCUGCUGCUCAAGAAAAUGUUCUGGAGUGGGUUAAACAGGACAAGAGAAGAAUGCUUCAUGUUGUUUAUCGUGUUGGGGAUUUGGACAGGACAAUAAAAUUUUACACUGAGUGCUUGGGGAUGAAGUUGCUUCGGAAGCGUGACAUUCCAGAAGAGAGAUACACUAAUGCUUUUCUUGGUUAUGGGCCUGAAGAUUCUCAUUUUGUAAUUGAACUCACUUACAAUUAUGGAAUUGACAAGUAUGAUAUCGGAACUGCUUUUGGACAUUUCGGUAUUGCAGUUGAGGAUGUUUCCAAGACAGUGGAACUCAUAAAAGCCAAGGGUGGCAAAGUAACCCGGGAACCAGGAGCUGUUAAAGGUGGAAAUACUGUAAUUGCAUUUGUUGAGGAUCCCGAUGGUUAUAAGUUUGAACUAUUGGAAAGGGGACCAACACCAGAGCCCUUGUGCCAAGUGAUGCUUCGAGUUGGUGACCUUGAUCGUUCCAUAAACUUUUAUGAGAAGGCCUUUGGCAUGGAGCUUCUUCGCAAACGAGAUAAUCCAGAGUACAAGUAUACAAUAGCAAUGAUGGGAUAUGGUCCUGAAGAUAAAAAUGCAGUGCUAGAGUUGACGUACAACUAUGGAGUUACCGAAUAUGACAAGGGGAACGGUUAUGCUCAGAUUGCGAUAGGAACAGAUGAUGUCUAUAGAACUGCAGAAGCUAUUAAACUCUGUGGUGGGAAGGUUACUCGGGAACCUGGACCGUUACCUGGUAUCAGCACAAAGAUUACUGCUUGCUUAGAUCAUGAUGGAUGGAAGUCGGUUUUUGUAGAUAAUAUUGAUUUUCUCAAGGAGUUGGAAUAAUUUCUCAGAUCAUCCUAGCAAGCUCACAACACUUGAAUCCGAAUCUUGAGCCCGAAAGAGUUCUUAAGUUCACAUGAGAAUGUAUUGUCGCCCACUUUUGUAGAUAGAUAUCGUCUCAUUCAAUGGUUGCGAGUAAUAAGCUUCUUGAUCAGCUUUGCAGCAGUUUGGUUAGUCUGAAUUAUUAACUUUUAUUGUGUUCCUCCUCUCACUCUCUUCCCUCCAAUCAGAAUUCCCCCAAAAUACUUUGGUUUGAUCCAGCUACUUGGUAGAAGGGCUUUGUAAACAUUAUGAUGAUGCCUCAAGUUUUGUAUCAUAACUUUCGAGUUGUACAAUGCAAAAUCAUGGAAAUUUAUGGUUUUCUCAGGACAUUUGCUGGAAACUUGAAUGAUGGUCAUGUUUCACGUAUCUUAUGA